Molecule: messenger RNA, 1695 nt
Organism: Lactuca virosa
Lineage: Eukaryota; Viridiplantae; Streptophyta; Magnoliopsida; Asterales; Asteraceae
Source: the annotation of a GenBank genome assembly
AUGCUUCUCCGGCGUACAAUCCCGUCGGCCAUUUCGUACGCCACCAGCCGGCACCAUUCCUCCGCCGCAAAAAACCUCAAAUCUCUCUCAAAAAUACCCUAUAAAUACAGAGCCAAAGCCACCCAACAAGCUCAAGAAGCCCUAACAGACUACCUUCACGCCGUCAGAACUAUACCUUACACAUUCGCGGAAAACAUCAGCAAAUACUCCGCCGUCUCUCUAUCUAACGUCAUGUCUAAAGUGAAAUUUUCGACAUCCGACUUCUCCAAAUCCUUACAGAGGUUCUUAAGGUACCACCCAGUUAACGAAUUUGAAUUAUUCUUCGAAAGCAUUGGCAUUGAUGUUAACGAUCUCGAUGGGAUUUUACCUGCACGUAAGUUCUUUCUAUCAGAAGAUUUAAAUGCGUUUAAUGCUGCUUGUACCCUUUACAGUUUUGGGAUUCCAUGGAAUAAAUUAGGAAUGUUGUAUAAAGAACAGAAAACAGUUUUCGAUAAGGACCCAUGUGAAUUGAAGGAAAUCUGGAAAAGGUUUUUGGAUUAUGGUUUCACUAGUUCAUCUCUAAUUGGGAUUUUAUUGGUUUUUCCUCAUUUGUUAAAAGGAGACAAUGAAAUUGAUUCAUUAUUUCAUCAUUUGAAAAGGGUUAUCAUAGAUUUCGAUUUGAUUAACGAUGUGGAAGGCAAUGUGGAUGAAUGGAUUGAUAUCUGUAGAAAGAUUCAAUUAUUUUACCAUUUCGAUUCCAGCAAACCUGACCUGUUUGAGAUGAUUGGUAGAAGCAAACAUAUUUUGGUGGAAUAUUCAGAAGAAAUUUUAGCUGAAAAAAUCGAAUACUUUUCUAGAUUUAAUGUAACAAACAACGAGAUCCUGUCAUUGCUUCUUUCACAAUCAGAAAUCUUUGGAUGUAACUUAAAGAUUCCUAUAUUUUGUGUAUCGGGGCUUUUAAAACACUUUGGGAUGGAUGAAGAACAUUUGAAUUCUAUCAUCAAGAAAUACCCUUAUGUUUUUGGUAGAAAUAAGCUAUCCAAUCUACCCGAAGUAAUGAGAUCUUUAAAUCUUAAUCAAUGGUUCUUCAAUAAGAUAAAAGACGGGGGUCAUCAUAUACUAACUAGUUAUACCAUUCCCAUUCCCAAUUCCAAUCAAGAUUUUGAUAAAGAUUUUCUUGAAAGUUUAAUUAAAAUUCAAUCUUCUAGGGUGCCUAAUCACACAUUAAGUAAGCUCGAAUUCCUACACGCUAUUGGCUAUGGUGAAAACGGUUUAACCAUCAAAGUGUUAAAACAUGUUCAUGGGACAAGUAGUCAAUUAACCGAGCGUUUUAAUUGCUUAAUUCAUAAUGGAAUUGAAUUUUCAAACCUUGUUAAGAUCAUUAGCUUAUCUCCAAAAAUAUUAAAUCAACAAGCGGAAAUUCUCGAGAAGAAAGUGAGGUUUUUUCGUGAAGAGAUCGGCUCAUCUUUGGAGUAUCUUGAUGUUUUCCCGGCUUAUUUGUGCUUUGAUUUAGAGAACCGAAUAAGGCCCCGAUAUAGAUUUCAUAUGUGGCUUAUGGAAACCGGUUUGUGUGGAAGAAAAUACUCACUUGCUAGCAUUAUUGCCACUAGUGAGUUGAGCUUUAUUGCUCGUGUGUAUAGAAUUCACCCUGCAGCUCCAAAGAAGUAUCUUGAAAUCUUUAUGAACCAAGAUUGUGAUAGUUUUCAAGAUACUUGA